AUGGCCCCCAAAAAGGACGAGAAGACCGCAUCUCAGCCGGCUGAUGCCGAGCCCAAGGCUGAGGCCAAGCCCAAGGAGACCAAGGUGAAGAAAGAGAAGAAGGCGCCGGCCAAGAAAGCCGCGAAGGAGCCGGCUGCCGGUGGCGAGGAGGGCGACAAGAAGGCUAAGAAGAAGACCAAGGUUUCCAAGAGCGAAACCUACAAGCUGUAUAUUUACAAGGUGCUGAAGCAGGUUCACCCAGAUACCGGCAUCAGCUCCAAGGCUAUGAGCAUUAUGAACAGCUUCAUCAACGAUAUUUUCGAGAAGGUCGCCACGGAGGCCUCCCGCCUGAGCCGCUACAACAAGAAGCCCACCGUCACUUCUCGCGAAAUUCAGACGGCCGUGCGCCUGGUGCUUCCUGGCGAGCUGGCCAAGCACGCGGUGUCGGAGGGCACCAAGGCCGUUACCAAGUUCACUUCUGCGUAA
Messenger RNA from Volvox carteri f. nagariensis, 465 nucleotides. RefSeq names its product histone H2B (gene hstH2B-8). NCBI's taxonomy places the organism in Eukaryota, Viridiplantae, Chlorophyta, Chlorophyceae, Chlamydomonadales, Volvocaceae. Bases 1 to 465 code for a protein of 154 amino acids. Gene Ontology annotation, cellular component: nucleosome. The record is from RefSeq and is a predicted model, not a curated record. Gene Ontology annotation, biological process: nucleosome assembly. Gene Ontology annotation, molecular function: DNA binding; structural constituent of chromatin; protein heterodimerization activity. The transcript has a single exon.